AGCUGUCAGUUGGCAAUUACUGCCAUUGGGUUGAUUCCCGUAAUUUGGCCUUUUGUUCUCGUAUUUAUCCCUUUUGUCACCGUUCCGCGACUCCAUUUCACAACUCACCUAUUUGAUGAGAAGUCGAAGAGUCCCCUGUCCCAGAAAUGAGCCACCAAGGACACGUGAACGCCGUGUUCAACGCCGAUUUAGAUCGGAUAGAAGUGGCUCACUCGUCAACAAGUGAUCUCCACUCGACAGGAAGUCAGAGUUUCCUCACAGAUUCCCACACAAAUUUUCGAUUCACGCGAGCAGAAUCGCCAGAUGGAAGCCGUGUGGGAACGCCGAGUAAUAUGGUCCGUAGGUGGUCGCAAAACCUGUCGAAGUUUGGAAAAGGAAAAAAGUCGAUCCGCGAGAAGACUAUCUACAGGUUGCCAUCCAGGAAAAUCUUCCAGGUGGAUGGCCAGCUCCUCGCCCAGAGUGACCUCGAAGUGGACGACCUGGCAAACGAAAUCGAACAGCAUGAGUACUUGAUGCAAGACAGUGUGACCGGCGAACAACUGAGGAUGGACACGAUUCGCGCACUCCCGCACUCUCUGGCCACCAAGAGGCAGAUCAAGGAGCGGCUUUCGGUCAGCAUCACGCAACACGCUCAACAGGAGACGUCGACCGUCUUCAAGCGUACAAAGAACAAGACCAUGAAGGCUGUGGUUCACUUCUGGAACAACGCGACGAGUUUCAUUGGCGGAUUGGAGCUCUGGUAUGGGUCCAUGAAGCAGAUCGAGGGCCACUUUGGCAGUGGCGUGGGCACUUACUUCGUAUUCCUACGUUGGCUCUUCUUACUGAAUCUCUACUUGCUUUUAUUCACAUUCGCUUUCAUCACUUUACCACAAAUCACGUAUAAUGCAAUCGAGAAAGAGGAAAGUACUUUGGGAAACACCAGUUCCGAUAGAGUGUGGGAUGUCCUAACCGGAGAGGGCUUCAUGAAACACUCGAUCCUCUUCUACGGCGCCUACGCAAAUGAAACGUUCAAGAUAACGCCCCCAAAAUACUACAGCCUCCCACACGCGUAUUUUAUGACCAUGUUGUGCCUCUACAUCUCAACGUUUGUCAUCAUAUCAAGCAGCAUGGCACGAUCAUAUCGGCGCAGUUUCAUUGAAACCUCGGGCGGAAUACGCCACAUGUACACACAUAAAAUCUUCUGCGCGUGGGAUUUUGGCAUAUCAAACUCGAAAGCGGCUCAACUGAAACAUUUAAGUAUCGCGAACGAACUGAGGGAAAUCCUUCAAAUGAUCAACAACACCGAAAUUAAGUUGACGAAACUGCAACGGUUUUGGAUAGCAUGCACACGGACGACAGCUCAUCUAUUGGUUUUCGGGAUGAUUAUCGGAUUAGGUGUCGGAAUGUGGAUGCUAUUGCAGGAACUCGCUAACGAAGGUGAUACUUCUACGUGGACCACACUUUAUCUUCCUCUCUCCGUUAAUAUAACAAUGAUAAUUCUGCAGAAUGUUUUCUCCUGGAUAGCGCACAUGGAGGAUUACAACACACCACAAAGAACUCUUCAUGUAACUUUAUUCCGCAAUUUCCUAUUAGAGGCUGUGAUAGUGGGAGUUCUUGUUUAUUUCUGGCUGCAAAAAGCCCACUCCGAGUGCUGGGAAACAUCAAUUGGUCAAGAAAUUUAUCGGUUGAUCCUGAUGGAUUUCAUUAUUUCUAUUCUAGGUACAUCUGCCGUCCAAGCCUGCCAAGGGUUGUUGAAUCUCAAAUAUCCAGAAUUUAUUCAAGUUCCCGAGUUCGACAUUUCACGAAAAAGUUUGGGAUUAGUUUAUAAUCAAACCCUUCUAUGGGUUGGUUUGUUGUUUGCUCCAAUGAUAGCUCUUGUUGUGACUAUUAAGAUGAUUCUCACAUUUUACAUUAAGAAGCUAACACUAAUCUACUUCUGCAAAACUCCAAAGCAUGUAUGGCGUUCAGCUCAAACUCAAACGCUUUAUCUGGUAUUCUCAUUUCUGUCGUUGCUGGGAGUGAUCGUUGCUCAUGGAUAUAUUAUGACACAAGUUCCAGUAAGCAAAACUUGCGGUCCAUUCCGUAACAAACACUACAUGUUCCAAAUAUUCAUCGAAGGCGUUCUUGCAUUGCGUGCCAACCAUUGGGUUUGGCGAUUGAUUAUGCUCCUUGCCCGUCCAGCUGUCAUGGGUGGAAUUCUGCUGACUAUGAGUGUUUUAGUCUACUAUCUGCGCUCCAAGUCAAAAGCACGUAUCGGCAUGGUAAAGCUUUUGAAGGAAAUGCUCUACAUGGAAGCGAAAGACAAGGAGUUCUUGCUAUCCUGCAUUACUCGGAUUACACAGGAUAAGGAGUGGCUCUUCGAAGAUGAACAGGUGAAAGAUGAAAGACGUGGCAGGCACAACUAUGCAGAAUCGAGCUCAACGUGGAAAUAUGAAAGACCUUUACGAAAUGGUGCUACCAUCCGUAGCCGACGCAUAUAGAAUCGCUUUUUUCUGUUGAGUAAUUAGUAAUCAGUAUUACUAGGGAAACUAUCUUUAGAAUAUUAGAAAAUUGGUUUUACAUGUUUCUCGGUUUUUAACGACACUUAGUACAAUAUUUAUUUGUAUACUUAUUUAGAUGAAAAUAUCAUUUUAUCAUUUUUAAAUAUAACUACUAAACAAAA
Hermetia illucens (black soldier fly) is the source of this 2641-nucleotide messenger RNA. Its product is annotated as transmembrane channel-like protein 5. The record is from RefSeq and is a predicted model, not a curated record. The transcript is spliced from 11 exons. Gene Ontology annotation, molecular function: mechanosensitive monoatomic ion channel activity. Bases 147 to 2459 code for a protein of 770 amino acids. Lineage: Eukaryota; Metazoa; Arthropoda; Insecta; Diptera; Stratiomyidae. Gene Ontology annotation, cellular component: plasma membrane.